AUGCCCUCAAUUGUUUGUCGCUAUACCACAACCUCGAAAUCAGCCUUAAUAACGUAUCCACACCAACCGACAGCUACACUACAACAUUCAACCCGACUACCAACACAACCAUAUCCCACCCGCCACCAACGAUCAUUCAUCAACAUCCCCAACAUCUUCAACAACACCCCCCAAGCCAUCCGCACUCUCCACGCGUCCCGCACCUUACCAUUCCCCCCCUCCCCACUCUACGAUAUCAUCGCCUCCGUCGAAUCCUAUUCCGACUUCCUGCCCUUCCUCGGCGCCUCAACCGUGACGGCGCGCGACCAGAACACUGGCUACCCCUCCCAAGCAUUUCUUACCGUGGGCUACGGCCCAUUCACAGAAACGUUUACAUCCAGGGUCAUAUGUGAUCGCGACAAUUGGGUUGUCGAAGCUAAGAGCGGUGGUGGAGUGGGUAAGGACGGGAAACCGAUCCCCGGCGCGGAUGAAGGGUUGUUUAGUCAUUUAAGUACGAAGUGGGAACUUGUUCCUUUGACCUCGAAAGGUACAGGAGUAGUAGAGACGGAGGUCAGGUUGGAGAUACAGUUCAGGUUUGAGAAUCCCAUGCAUACGGCUAUGAUGUCGGCGGUGGAGGAUAAGGUUGCUGGAGUGAUGAUUGAGGCGUUUGAGAAGAGGAUUAAGGAGCAGAUGACGUUGGGCCGGUAG
This is a messenger RNA of Talaromyces marneffei, 687 nucleotides long. RefSeq lists its product as uncharacterized. Gene Ontology annotation, cellular component: mitochondrion. Gene Ontology annotation, molecular function: ubiquinone binding. Bases 1 to 687 code for a protein of 228 amino acids. Lineage: Eukaryota; Fungi; Ascomycota; Eurotiomycetes; Eurotiales; Trichocomaceae. The transcript has a single exon. The record is from RefSeq and is a predicted model, not a curated record. Gene Ontology annotation, biological process: cellular respiration; ubiquinone biosynthetic process.